AAGAACGUGUUCGCCAUAAUGAUAAUAAACCGUGAACACAAAGCUACAUUUAAAGAAAUUAGGGACUGACUGAGAGGUCUUCCUUGAUUCGUGGAUAUUUAUCUAGCUGCAAGCAGGUUCUGGCUGACAUUCCUGGGCAGGGGUCUUGGUAGAGUUUGGAAAAACCGAGGGAAAACUGAGCCGAACAACGAGGCUGUGGCAUGGCGUCGGCAUCUGCCAGCGUGGAUUCAAAGGCAGAGCUGACUGCUCUACUGGAACAGUGGGAGAGAGAGCAGCAAGGUAACACGCAGGAGCUGGUCAACAUACUCACCAAAAUCUCUGAGCUGGUUGAGAAGGAGACGGAGGAGUACCACAAAGCGGAUCCAGAUCCUUUUGAUGACCGACAUCCUGGGAGAGCCGACCCAGAAUGCUUUUUGGGCCAUCUGCUCAAGAUCCUGUUCAAGAAUGAUGACUUCAUGAACACACUGGUGAAUAGCUAUGUGAUGACCAGCAGAGAGCUUUCCCUUAACACGGCAGCCUGUCGCCUGCUUCAGAACAUCAUGCCCGGGCUGGAGACCGCUGUGGUCUUUCAAGAAAAAGAGGGAAUAGUUGAGAGGCUGUUUAAAUGGGCUCAGGAGGCCGAGCAGCCACUUCGAAUCUAUGCCACGGGCUUGCUGGCCGGCGCCAUGGAGAACCAGGACAUCGCUGCCAACUACAGGGAAGAGAACUCAGUUUUGGUACCACUGAUGCUGCAGCGGCUGCGUGAGCUUCAGGAUAAGGAUGCUGAGAGCAAGCGGGAGUUCAAACGUCCCAGCCCCAGGAAGACCCUGGGUGAGCCUUUGCUUCCUCUGGAUGAGGAGGCUGUUGACGGAGGCUUUGAGGACAAUCCUUUCACACCGGGCAGAAAUGGGGCUGAAAGGGAGGCGAAGGGGGCGGAUGAGGAUAGGGAUGAAAUUUCAUUCUCCGCCAUGGAGCCUGGAAAUGAGCUUUCUUUCCGUCUCAACUCCCCUCACAAGACCAGCAGCCGUGCCAACUCGGCAGUCAAAACCAUGAUGAAGCCCAUGUCCGCCCUGGGCUCGCUGACACACCAAGACGUGAGCGAUGGCAGCAGCUACCUUAAGAGGAAGGUGGAGAGGGAGAUUGGCAAAAAGGCCAAACAGAAGCUGAAUUUCUCCUUGCCAGAGCCAGAGAGGAUCUUCAAUGAGCUUUCAAACAGCAGCUGGUCUGAGAUGAGCCCCUGGGUGAUUGGCAACAACUAUCACCUGUACCCUCUGACCCCAGAGAUAGAGCAGAGACUCAUCCUGCAGUAUCUCACGCCCCUCGGGGAGUAUCAGGAGCUCCUGGCAGUGUUCAUGCAGAUGGGAGCGCGUGAACUGCUCAUGCAUUACAUGGAUCUCAAACAGACAAAUGAUGUGCAGCUCACCUUUGAGGCUCUAAAGUACCUGGCGUCUCUGCUGCUGCAUAAGAAGUUCGCUGCAGAGUUUGUGGCACAUGGAGGGGUUCAGAAAUUGCUGGAAAUUCCCAGACCAUCAAUGGCGGCUACAGGGGUGUCCCUGUGUCUCUACUACUUGGCCUAUAACCAGGAUGCAAUGGAAAGGGUGUGUAUGUUGCCCCACUCGAUCCUGUCAGAUGUGGUUGGCUACACACUGUGGCUGCUUGAAUGCUCACACGCGUCAGGCUGCUGCCACGCCACCAUGUUCUUCUCCAUCUCCUUUUCUUUCCGCGCCGUCCUCGAGCUCUUCGACAGGCAGGAUGGGCUCCGACGCCUCGUCAAUCUGAUUAGCACGCUGGAGAUCCUGAACCCUGAAGAUCAGGGAGCGCUGCUGAGUGAUGAUGAGAUUUUUUCCAGCAGGCAGACGGCCAAGCAUACCUGCAUGGCUCUGCGCCGCUACUUCGAGGCCCAUCUGGCCAUCAAGGUAGAGCAGGUCAAGCAGUCCCUGCAGCGCACAGAGGGGGGCGCUCCCAUUCACUCCCAGCCCUAUUAUAAGGCGGUGAGCUACAGCCACGAGCAGGUGGUGGAAAUGAUGGAGUUUCUGAUCGAGUACGGUCCGCUCCGUCUGUACUGGGAGCCAGCGGAGGUCUUUCACAAGCUCUCCUGCGUCCAGCUCCUGCUGCAGCUCAUUUCCAUCGCCUGUGACUGGAGAACCUACUAUGGCAGGAGUGACACAGUGCGUUACGCCCUCGACAUCCUGAGUAUCCUCACAGUCGUUCCUAAGACCCAGCUGCUGCUGUCUGAGGCUGUCACUGUGCUUGACGAGGGGGGACCCACUGUCUCCACUGUUGGAAUGAGCAUAGUCCUGGCAGUGGCAGAGGGAGAGGUGUUUGUGAACGAUGCAGAGAUCCAAAAGUCGGCUCUGCAGGUGGUUAUCAACUGUGUCUGCGCUCCAGACAAACGUAUGUCCAGUAUUGGCAAGUUCAUUGCAGGCACAACCCGCCGCCGCCUGCCCCAGCAAACCAAAUCCAGUGAGAGUGUGCUUACCAAGAUGUGGAAUGUGGUCCAGUCCAACAAUGGCAUCAAGGUACUUUUAUCCCUGCUGACAGUGAAGAUGCCCAUCACAGAUGCAGAUCAGAUACGAGCUUUGGCCUGCAAGGCUCUAGUAGGUUUGUCUCGCUCCAGCUCUGUCAGACAGAUCAUCAGCAAGCUGCCUUUGUUCAGCAGUGGACACAUCCAGCAGCUCAUGAAGGAACCUGUGCUCCAGGACAAACGCAGCGAACAUGUCAAGUUCUGUAAGUUUGCAGCUGAGCUGAUAGAGAGGAUCUCUGGUAAGCCCCUGCUGAUCGGUACGGACGUGUCUCUGGCCUGGCUGCAGAGGGCCAAUGUGGUAGCUCAGUCCAGAAUCUCCUUCCCUGAGAAAGAGCUGCUGCUACUUAUUAGGAACCACCUUGUGGCCAAAGGCCUGCAUGACACGGCCAACACACUUACCAAGGAGGCAGACCUCCCCUUGGUAAUGCUUUCUCAUUCAUCCCAUUCAACUUCUGCUUUCCCCCCUGUCACUGUUCCUCCUCCCCCUUCCUCCCCUGUUACUACUCUCCCCCGCACCCCACGGCUGGCCAACGGUGUCGGGUCAAGACUGGGAAGCCACAGUUCUCAUUCGUCCACCCCAAUGUCAAAUCUUCCACAGCCCCGUCCCUCCACAUCACAGCCCAUUGUCUCUGCCUCUCCUGCUUUUCCCUCCACGUCCGUGCCUCAUUAUAGCAACGGCUCUCCACUGAUUGGCCGAAUCGUGUUCUCUCGUGAACGACCGCUGGGGUGCGGCACAAUGAGCUGUAAGAAACCGCGGGUGCUGAGGCAGAAGUCUGACCAUGGGGCCUUCAGCCAGAGUCCAGCCAUGAAGAAGCAGCUGGACAGGCACCUGCCCUCCCCCCCUGCGUUGGACAGCAUUAUCACAGAGUACCUGAGGGAACAGCACGCACGCUGCAAAAACCCUGUGGCCACCUGCCCCCCUUUCUCUCUCUUCACCCCUCAUCAAUGCCCAGAGCCCAAACAGAGACGCCAGGCACCCAUCAACUUCACUUCCCGACACACACGAAGGGUCAUAUAUCCUAAAUAUGGAGGAGUGGAUGGAGGAUGUUUCGACAGACACCUCAUCUUCAGCAGGUUCCGUCCCAUCUCUGUGUUCAGGGAGGCAGAUGAGGACGAGAGUGGAUUCAUGUGUUGUGCCUUCUCAGCUCGCGAGCGGUUCCUGAUGCUCGGGACAUGCACAGGGCAGCUCAAACUGUACAAUGUGUUUACAGGCCAGGAGGAGGCCAGCUACAGCUGCCACAGCUCAGCCAUCACUCACCUGGAGCCUUCACGGGAUGGCUCUCUGCUUUUGACAUCAGCAUCAUGGAGUUACCCUCUGUCUGCACUAUGGGGCAUGAAAUCAGUGUUCCUUAUGAAGCAUUCCUUUUUAGGCGACCAUUAUGUGGAGUUCAGUAAGCUGUCACAAGACCGUGUCAUUGGGACCAAGGAGCACAUCGCACACAUCUAUGACAUCCAGACAGGGCAGAAGACUCUGACCCUGAACAACCCAGACCUGGCCAACAACUACAAGAGGAACUGUGCCACCUUCAACCCAACAGAUGACCUGGUACUGAACGAUGGCGUGCUUUGGGAUGUGCGCACGGCUCAGGCCAUCCACAAGUUCGACAAGUUCAACAUGAACAUCAGUGGAGUGUUCCACCCCAACGGCCUGGAGGUCAUCAUAAAUACAGAAAUCUGGGAUCUGCGGACCUUCCACCUCCUUCACACAGUUCCAGCUCUGGACCAGUGCAGAAUAGUCUUCAACAAUAACGGCACUGUCAUCUAUGGAGCGAUGUUGCAGGCCGAUGAUGAGGAUGACAUGAUGGAAAUGCAGAUGAAAACCCCCUUUGGUUCCUCAUUCAGGACCUUCAAUGCCACAGACUAUAAACCAAUUGCCACAAUUGAUGUCAAGAGGAAUAUAUUUGACCUGUGCACAGAUACGAAGGAUUGCUAUCUGGCUGUAAUUGAGAACCAAGACUCUGUCAACACUGACACAGUGUGCAGGCUGUACGAGGUUGGACGACAGAGACUGGCAGAGGAAGAGGAGGAGGAUGAGGAGGAUCAGGAGGAUGAUGAUCAGGAGGAAGAUGACGAUGAUGACGAUGACUCUGAUGAUGACGUCGAUACGGAUCCCCUGAUCGCCGAGCUGGAGAACGAGAACGGCGGAGAGGAUGAGGAUGACGAGGAAGAGGAGGACGGGAAUGAUGACUUUUCGCCCUCGGAUGAUGAAGAGGUAGCCCGUCUUCUGGAGGAGGACGGUGAUGUUGAAGACGAUGACGACGACGAUGAGGACGAUGAUGACGAUGAAGACUCUGAUAACGAGGAUGUUGAUCUGGGUGGCGAUAACGACAGCUCCGACAACUCCGACCUUGAGGAUGACAUCAUCUUAUCCCUGAAUGAGUGAGGAGCCAUCGGCAUCUGGGACCGAAAGACUUGGACAACACGUCGAGACUUCUGUGGGGGAGAGCUCAUAAACAUUUGAGUUGCAGAACAGGAGGCAAGAAAGGAGGACUCCAUCAAAAGAUAAGGUUGGAGAUGACUUUGAGCACUGCCAGUUUAAAAACCGCAGAUGUCUGCGCAGCCUCGGGACUCGGAGCGACAGGACCAGGUAAAAAGAAUCUCAGUGAGAUCAAGGAGGAGAAAAAACGCACAGAAAUGGACUUUUUCUGAUGGGCAAAAGAUUGUAUAUGAUAUAGUUUUAUAAAAAAAAAAAAAAAAGUGGGCUUGUUGAGUGAAAUGGUCUGUGUGGUACAAAAGUGAAAAAUUUUAUAUUUUAUCAGAUCACAUAGCUCCUUAAAGUGAGCAUUUCCAUUUGAUAUGGACUCUCACCCAUUUUAUAAAGCUCUGUUUGGCUACAUAUUUGUCUACUUGGGGAAUAAAAUACACAUCGUCGGCCUGGGUGGUUCUGUAUUACUGUGGCAAAGUAUACAAUGCUUUCUUCAGCGUGUUCCUUGCUGGCCCACCUGGCAUAAUGGCCAGACAAUUACCAAUAUGUUAUAUUGGGCAGCUACAAUAGCACACAAUCCCAUGUUGCAGAUCGUUUUCCAGCCAUAAGUCCCACACCUUAAGCUUCAUUGUCACUGUCGCCACAGAAUCGAUGACCAAAAUGCCACAGGCAGUGCCAUCACUGACGACUGCCUCUUGAUUUCAUGGUGUAAAUAGAGAAAUAAACAUGGUGCUCUUGAAAGGCUGAAGGGAAAGUAUCUUUUUUUGACACCGAAACAACUGUAGAAGUAUUGACUGAACAGACACAUGUCGACACAUGACAUAAUGGCUCCUUAUCUGCUGCCUGCCAUUGUGUUGUUUCCCUACCCGUUUUAGGAGCCAUGCAAGAAUUUGGCAUCUGUUGAUAGAUACAGUCAGGGCUUCAACUUCUCGAUAAAGGUGAGGUCCUGUCACAUCAGUUCCUCUCUAUUUUAUGUUAAAAUAAUUUGGGGCUCAUUUCAAGGCUGAGAUGGUAUUUUAUCAAUACAGUAAACUUCUUCUCUCCUCUUGGCUCAGAAUGUAAUUGGUCUUAAAUCCUAGAGAGAGAGAGUUGAGGAACACGGGGGAGAAAAACAUCUGGCAGGUAAUGAUUAAAUAUUGUAUAAGAUGACUUUGAUGGAUUUGUUUUUCAGACUUUUUUUGUUUUUUCUUCUGAUGGAUUGACAGGUGGCUCAAAACUCUUGAUCUGUGAUGAGCAUCCUUCUAGCUGAACAGUGUAAAAAAAAAAUAAAAAAAAAAAAACACGCUUACCUACACACUUUUUGAAAACAGUGUGCAUUUCAUGAUUUUUCUCAUGUUUUUGCCUUUA
Myripristis murdjan (pinecone soldierfish) is the source of this 6275-nucleotide messenger RNA. It is a transcript of the gene dcaf1, whose product is annotated as ddb1 and cul4 associated factor 1. Gene Ontology annotation, cellular component: Cul4-RING E3 ubiquitin ligase complex; nucleus. Bases 201 to 4886 code for a protein of 1561 amino acids. The transcript is spliced from 25 exons. Lineage: Eukaryota; Metazoa; Chordata; Actinopteri; Holocentriformes; Holocentridae. Gene Ontology annotation, biological process: protein ubiquitination. Gene Ontology annotation, molecular function: histone H2AT120 kinase activity; nuclear estrogen receptor binding. The record is from RefSeq and is a predicted model, not a curated record.